AUGGAGGUGAUCGUCUUUGAUCUGAAACUCCUUCCUGAUCUGAACUUCAGAUCUGCCGCCUUGAUCUCUGGUUUAGGGGUUCAAGUUCCUCCUUUGAUCAUCGGGGUCUCCUCCACACCGACGAUAAGAUAUUUUAACAAAUGCCUAGAAGCAGUUGGUGCUAUACAGGGGCGGUUCUUGAAGCAAGCACCAAUGGAAUUAGCUCCAGAGAUUACAAGCAAUCCUUUGUACUAUCCUUAUUUCAAGGAUUGUAUUGGCAUGAUAGACGGGACCCACAUUGACGCUAUGCUUCCUGCUAGCCUUGUGGCCCGCUUUAGAGGCCGUAAAAGUGUGACUCAAAAUGUUCUAGCCGCCUGCACCCCAAAUAAGUUAUUUUCAUAUGUUCUCGCCGGUUGGGAGGGGUCUGCAAAUGAUUAUAGAGUACUACAAGAUGCACUUUCAAGACCUCAACCUCAUGGCCUGAGAGUCUACGAUGGCAAAUAUUAUUUGUGCGAUGCGGGGUACACCACCAUGCCUGGCUUCAUCUCCCCUUAUCGUGGUGUACGUUACCAUUUAAAUGAGUACAGGGGUAGGCCAAUAAAUAACAGAAGAGAGUUAUUCAAUCUAAGACACUCCUCGCUACGGUCUAAAAUUGAAUCAACCUUUGGAUUGUUGAAGAACCGUUUCAAAAUCCUCACUUCAAAGCCACAUUAUCCUUUUCCAACCCAAGUUGACAUAGUAUUGGCUUGUGCUAUACUUCAUAACUACAUUGCUAUAGUCGACCUGGGCGAUGACUUAUUAAAUGAGGACAUUACCAUUGAUGAUGACGAUGUAGAAAUAGCUACUGAGGGGGAAGAUGCCAAUCUUGUUGACUUUUCUCAAAAUGUCACACAAAGAGAAGAAAGAGAUUCAAGGAAUGAAUGGAAAGAGAAGAGGGAUGACAUAGCAAGUGCUAUGUGGAUAGACUAUUGUAAUAAAUAUCGUGGCGGGGACACAACCGAAUUUGGUUUGUAA
Molecule: messenger RNA, 993 nt
Organism: Asparagus officinalis (garden asparagus)
Lineage: Eukaryota; Viridiplantae; Streptophyta; Magnoliopsida; Asparagales; Asparagaceae
Product: protein ALP1-like
Exons: 4
Coding region: 1-993 (330 amino acids)
Source: RefSeq, a predicted model, not a curated record